AUGCACGGUGACAUGUUUCCUGGCCUAGUGAAGACCGGCACAUUGACACCCGAGAACGUCUCCAAAUACGCAGCAUACCUCCGCGACACCGAGACCCGCGUCACUUACGGCGACAUCCGCACAGGCUUGGGGGCGUACCUCUGUCUGCUAGAUGACAAGACGAUUGCUACAGCCACCGACUCUGCGAUCGCCAAAGAGAUUGCGCUGAUGCGCCUUUAUAUGAAUGAGGAAGUCCAGGGACCGCCUCCAAAGUGCACCAAGGUGAACACCAACCUAGAGCACUGGCUCAGCGACCACGUCAGGAUGAUGCAACGCAUCGUGGACGCGCAUGCCGACUCUCUCACAGGUAUUGUCGACUACCACGGCACAGCCGCAUGCCCCGACAACCUAAAUGACCUCUGGAAGAACGCCGGAAACUCGCCUGAUACCGACGGAGCCAAGUUCUUCGCCUUGCAGGCCAGCCGGUUCUUCGCCAAGGAGAUGAUCGCAAAGUACGAUGUCACGACCAAGAACAUCGAGAAAUACAUCAAGAUGUGCAAGCAGACGCUCAAGGACCUUGCUGCCGGGGGCGACGAAGAUGCUAAGGAAGAGGAAUGA
Messenger RNA from Alternaria hordeiaustralica, 597 nucleotides. RefSeq lists its product as uncharacterized. The transcript is spliced from 2 exons. The record is from RefSeq and is a predicted model, not a curated record. Lineage: Eukaryota; Fungi; Ascomycota; Dothideomycetes; Pleosporales; Pleosporaceae. Bases 1 to 597 code for a protein of 198 amino acids.